Delphinapterus leucas (beluga whale) is the source of this 1236-nucleotide messenger RNA. RefSeq names its product centromere protein H (gene CENPH). Gene Ontology annotation, molecular function: kinetochore binding. Gene Ontology annotation, biological process: mitotic spindle organization; kinetochore assembly; chromosome segregation. NCBI's taxonomy places the organism in Eukaryota, Metazoa, Chordata, Mammalia, Artiodactyla, Monodontidae. Gene Ontology annotation, cellular component: nucleus; kinetochore. The record is from RefSeq and is a predicted model, not a curated record.
UUCCGGUGUCAAUUUAGUGGCGGGAAAAGCAGCGCCUUCUAGGGCAGAGUGUUCCGGUCCUGAGUGGUAGCUCUUCGCUCCGCGGAUGGAGACGCAGUCCGAGGAGCAAGCCGCUGCCGAGGCCGCGGACUCCAGAGGGGAAGGCGAGCCGCCGCAGGUCGCCGGCCCCCAGGCGGCGCGUCCCGAGGACCGCAUGGCGCUGCUGCUCAGGGUAAGAGCACAGACCAAACAACAACUCUUGGAAUAUAAAUCAAUGGUUGACGCAAAUGAAGAAAAAACUCCAGAACAAAUCAUGCAGGAAAAGCAAAUUGAAGCUAAAAUUGAAGAACUGGAAAAAGAAAUUGAAGAGGCAAAAAUUGCUUUUGAAAUGAAAAAGCUUGCGUUAGACAGGAUGCAGCUUUCAAGUGCACUUAAAAAACACAUGGAGAAAAUUAACACCAAGACUAGUGUGCUCAUGGAUAACAUGAAACAAAUACUAAGUCUAAAUAAAUCAGUAAUGAAAUCACAGCAGGAAACCCGGGACUUGGAAGACAAAUUGCUUGAUGUUAGAAAGAAGAGAUUGCAGUUAAAACAAGCUUCAGAAAGGAAGCUUUUAGAAAUACAGACUGAAAAGAACAAACAGAAAGAUGAUUUGGGUAGUAUGGAAAAUUCGGGGAAGAUAAAGACCAUACAACAAAACCUGGAGAUGGAGAUACAGAUUACUACAGUUAUUCAACAUGUGUUCCAGAACCUCAUUUUGGGGAGUAAAGCCAACUGGGCAGAGGAUUCUGCCCUGAAGGAAACUGUUCUGCAGCUUGAGAAGAAUCUCACCAUGAUCCAAUAAGAAUUCUGUUUUGACGUAUUUUUGUUUCUGUCUUUAAUGUCAUUUAAAUUGCAAAUUUUAAGUGAAAUGCUUUUCAGUGUUUUUGGAGCUGUUCUAAUACUGCAAUUUUUUUUUUAGCUUAACAGUGGUACAUGGAAUUUACUGCUUUAAAUAUGAUAAAGUGACUGGCAUAAUCUAAAAGAAUCUGAAAAUGUUAGACUUGGAAGUGUCCCAAAAGAUAUCUAGUCCAGCUUUCCACUGAAUGUGGACUGUUUUUUACAACAUUCCUGUAAGUCCCAACUCUCAUUUGGAAUACUACUCUAUUUAUUUGUCAAACAAAAUAUUGGAAAUUUAGAAAAGCAUAUCCACAUCUUUAUUUUUUUCAACUGUCAAUUGUAUUUUAUUCAAAUAAAUCUCAUUUUAGUUCUGUCUCA